Tribolium madens (black flour beetle) is the source of this 875-nucleotide messenger RNA. It is a transcript of the gene Fgop2, whose product is annotated as FGFR1 oncogene partner 2 homolog. The coding region runs from base 188 to 793 and encodes 201 amino acids. The record is from RefSeq and is a predicted model, not a curated record. NCBI's taxonomy places the organism in Eukaryota, Metazoa, Arthropoda, Insecta, Coleoptera, Tenebrionidae. The transcript has 3 exons.
UAGCUUUUAUGUGUUUCCUUCAACCUAAUUUAUUUAUUUGUCUGUGUGUCAAAAACAAUUAUCCAUAUUUUAAACAAAUACUGAGGAAUACUCAAUGAAAUAGCUGAAAAUAAGAUGUCUGUAGUGUAAUUAUGUGUUUUUAAGUGUUUUUUUUUAUCCCGGUGGCAAUUAAGUUACCUCAUAAAAAAUGUCCCUCACAAUUCAACAAAUAAUCACCGAUGCGAAACGCCUCGCAGGUCGUUUGAAAGAACGCGAUACAAUUGCUGAUACUUUGUUAAAUGAGACGAACGCAAUAACGAAAAAAAUUGAUGCAAUGAAACAGUUUCAAGAAGAAGUUGAUGUGUUAAAUGAGGUAGCCAACCAAAAGCCACAUUCCCAAUUAAUUGCGAAUAUACAGAAAGAGAAUAGACACUUGAGGGAGAUUCAGCAGGAGAAUAGAGAGUUGAGGGCAGCUUUAGAGGAUUAUCAAACAACACUUGAACAUAUUAUGACCAAAUAUAGGGAGCACACAACUGAAGAAAUUUACAAGACUAGAAUAGACUUCAAGGCGUUGCAAGAUAAACAAUAUGAUGAGCUAAUUAAACAUCAGGCGGAUAAAAUACAUGAAAUGGCUGCUGUUAUGGAACAGGCUGCCCUCAUUGAUGAGACUAGAAUCGUGUGCAAUGAGGAAGUAAUCGCAAGGCUUAAGUCCGAGAAUAAGGGUUUAAGAGAGAUGUUAGGUAUUGCAUUUAAACACGGCAAUUUAAUUAAUAAAAUGGAAGACAAGACCAUCCAAACUGACACCUCAACUUAAAUUAUCCUAUCAAUUUUAUCCACGUUUUGUUUUACUUGUGUUUAUAUACUUUUGCACUGUUAAUAAAAUUAACAUUAAUCAA